UACCGCGCUUCUGGUUUAUCGAUGAUUGAGUUUGCCAAAACGCAGCCGCCUAGCCUGUUGCAAACUGCUCUUAUCCAGCACAUUGACAAGUGUUACACGGACUCAGAAAAGGUUGCCCGAGUCACUUCGCAUCUAUCUCGGCAAACUGGCAGCCAAAAACCGCGGCAAAAAGGAUUAUCGCAAAGACGAACUUGAAGUCAUAGCCCAAAGCAUGGAGCAACGCCUUAUCCUUAUAAAGCAACGAGAGGACGGGCUGGCCUUGAAGAAAGAAAUGGAGCAGCACUUGCAGGUUUGGUAUGUACGAGCAAUCAAGUCCACAUUCAAGAAGACAUCAGAAAAGCUCCGCGCCCACCUUGGUGUCGCUGGAAAGCAAGACAACCUCCUGCAGAAGCGAUUGAAUGACGAGAUAAAUUCGAUUUGCAUGGCAACGAUCCUAUACGAGCUUUGGACGCAAAUGGACACCAUGAACGAGAAGAGAGGAAAGGGGACUCCCCGCGCCGUCUUUGACUUGGUUGCGGCUCACCGCCUGGCAGACAAAGACGGCAAGCUGACCACUUCUGAUGGUCGCCAUUUUACUGCAGAAGGCUAUGGCACAUUUAUGCGUGCUGCUUCCGUCCAGGUGCUCGACCAACACAUGCGUGCGCACAACACGGAUCGCAAGUACCAGCUUUGGUUUGUGCCAGUGAUUGACGCAGAUUCGCUUCUACUGGAAAUCGACUCAUUGAAGAAGUAUUACGCUCCGAGACAGUACACCACGCCUGGUAGGUUCCGUCCUUUGAGACCACCAGUCACUCGACCCUCGCACGUUGACCACAACUGGGCUGAGCACCGCACUGGCGACCACGAUGACGAUAACUCCGAAACCGGCUCCUAUCACUCUGAAAUUGGGAUGAUCGAGGCCGAGUACGAGUCAGUAGACGACGAGUCUAGCUCUGCAGAUGAUCGUAUGUGGGACAUAGGUGUAGGCUUCUAUUUCAGGUAAGCUUUUCUUCCGGGCGCUUCUCAAGUAGAUUGGCAAAUCAAUAUCACUAGCAAGGAAGUUAGGAAAUGAGUGAAUGGUGUCGAAUCUCAGCUGGCCCUGAGCUGGGAGGACGAACAAGACUCCCAUCUGAAUACCU
Messenger RNA from Protomyces lactucae-debilis, 1118 nucleotides. RefSeq lists its product as uncharacterized. The record is from RefSeq and is a predicted model, not a curated record. Lineage: Eukaryota; Fungi; Ascomycota; Taphrinomycetes; Taphrinales; Protomycetaceae. The transcript is spliced from 4 exons. Bases 212 to 982 code for a protein of 256 amino acids.